This is a messenger RNA of Neltuma alba, 1833 nucleotides long. RefSeq names its product glutamyl-tRNA reductase 1, chloroplastic. The record is from RefSeq and is a predicted model, not a curated record. Gene Ontology annotation, biological process: tetrapyrrole biosynthetic process. The transcript is spliced from 3 exons. NCBI's taxonomy places the organism in Eukaryota, Viridiplantae, Streptophyta, Magnoliopsida, Fabales, Fabaceae. Gene Ontology annotation, molecular function: glutamyl-tRNA reductase (NADP+) activity; NADP binding. Bases 19 to 1647 code for a protein of 542 amino acids.
GGGUUUGACGCAGUCUCAAUGGCUGUUUCAACCAGCUUCUCUGGUGCCAAAUUGGAGGCCUUGUUGCUGAAAUCUUCUUCCCCUGCGUCGAGGGCUUCCUCUGCUACCCGUUUUUCGGAAUUUGGCAAACCCGGCUCAAUUAAAAAGACCCUGAUUCAGAGAGGAAUAAUUCGCUGCGACGCUGCUGUUCCUGAGGUGUUGAUCAAGGCCGAUGAUCCGAGUAAUGGCACCAGCGUCUCUGCUCUUGAGCAGCUCAAGACUUCUGCUGCUGACAGAUAUACAAAGGAAAGAAGCAGCAUUGUGGUCAUUGGGCUCAGUGUGCACAGUACACCUGUGGAAAUGCGAGAAAAGCUUGCCAUUCCAGAAGCAGAAUGGCCUCAAGCCAUUGGAGAGCUGUGUGGUCUGAAUCAUAUUGAAGAAGCAGCUGUGCUGAGCACCUGCAACAGAAUGGAGAUAUAUGUCGUUGCUUUGUCCCAGCACCGUGGUGUCAAAGAGGUCACUGAAUGGAUGUCAAAGAAAAGUGGGGUCCCUGUUUCUGAGCUUUGCCAGCAUCGAUUCUUGCUUUACAACAAAGAUGCUACAGAGCAUCUUUUUGAAGUAUCUGCAGGCCUUGACUCUCUUGUAUUGGGAGAAGGUCAAAUCCUUGCGCAGGUCAAGCAGGUAGUUAAAGUUGGGCAGGGCAUUAAUGGCUUUGGGAGAAACAUCAGUGGGCUGUUCAAACAUGCAAUUACUGUGGGGAAGAGGGUUAGAACUGAAACUAAUAUUGCUGCUGGUGCAGUUUCUGUAAGCUCAGCUGCUGUUGAGUUGGCCUUGAUGAAACUACCAGAAGCCUCACAUGAUAAGGCCAGGAUGUUGGUUAUUGGAGCUGGCAAGAUGGGAAAGCUUGUAAUCAAACAUUUGGUGGCGAAAGGUUGCACUAAGAUGGUGGUUGUUAAUAGAACUGAGGAGAGAGUUGCAGCGAUCCGUGAAGAAAUGAAGGGUGUUGAAAUUGUAUAUCAACCCCUUUCAGAAAUGCUCUCCUGUGCUGGUCAAGCAGAUGUCGUUUUUACCAGCACUGCAUCAGAAAGCCCCUUGUUCUUGAAAGAUCAUGUGCAGGACCUUCCUUCUGCAAGUCAAGAUGUUGGGGGGCUUCGUCUUUUUGUUGAUAUCUCUGUUCCUCGCAAUGUAGGUUCUUGUGUCUCAGAUGUGGAUUCUGUGCGAGUUUACAAUGUUGAUGACCUCAAAGAGGUUGUGGCUGCUAAUAAAGAAGAUCGGCUGAGAAAAGCAAUGGAGGCUCAGGCAAUCAUUGUCGAGGAAUCAAAACAAUUCGAAGCUUGGAGGGACUCUCUGGAAACUGUUCCUACCAUCAAGAAGUUGAGGGCUUAUGCUGAAAGAAUCAGGGCUGCUGAGCUUGAGAAAUGCCUAAGUAAGAUGGGAGAUGAUAUCCCAAAGAAGACAAGGAGAGCUGUGGAUGACCUUAGCCGGGGCAUAGUGAAUAAGCUGCUCCAUGGUCCAAUGCAACACCUGAGAUGUGAUGGGAGUGACAGUCGGACUCUUAGUGAGACCCUUGAGAACAUGCAUGCUUUGAAUAGAAUGUUCAGUCUUGAGACAGAAGUAUCAAUUUUGGAGCAGAAGAUUCGAGCCAAGGUGGAACAAAGUCAGAAGUAAUAUCUGACUCCAAUUAUGCUGAUCACACUUAUUGAUUUCCUCUAUUCAAAAAUGGGGGAACACUCUCGCCCUUUUAGGAAUGAGAAUCUUCAGUUGCAUAGUUGAAACAGGAGAAGCCUCCCCGGGGAACCUAAACCCAUAUUUGCUCUCUAGUGUCUGCUUGGCGUAGCUUGUUUGGGGUUUUGG